AUGACUGCACGUUUUCCGCAAGAGUUGCUUGAGCUUGUUGUGGACAAGUUAGCCAGCAUGCAGGACAUCAAAGCAUGCGCAUUGGCCGGAAGGGUCUUGCUACGUUGCGCCAGAACUCACCUCUUUCGCAAAACCAGAAUUGUCCCGCCAGUGCAUUCUAGUUCGAGUUCAGACCUUGUACAAGAGCGCGGAGCGACGUCUACGGAGCUCAAGCAGUGCUUAGCGUCUAGACCUGGAAUCGCACGCAUGAUACAGCAUCUCGAAAUUGUCACUGUUGGCGCUGAGACGAGUUUCCAGUAUGACGAAGACGGACAAUACCUGGAGGAACGGCAGAUACCCUGGAUCAUGGCGGAUGAGCAUUUAGCAACGAUCUUACCCCUUCUUUGCUCAUUGGAGCAUAUCGCGCUAAUCGAGAACGCGCCAGCGGAAUGGAAUAGUAUUGGACAGUAUUCUCUGGACUGGACCGCGCUCGGUGAGCCGCUUCGCCACGCGCUGACCGCAAUAUUUGCUUCUAGAUCGCUCCGGUCUGUGCAUAUCCGCGGGUUGGUUAUCCAGUCGCCAGUUGGGUUGCUCGCACUUUUCAGUGAAGCCACUUGCCUGGUCGCGCUUUCGCUUUCCCGCAUCCACUACACACAACACUGGGAUCAGCGGGAUCCAUGGCCCCCAGCAGCAACGUGGGCACCGAAAAUCGAAACAUUGCGACUAGCGGAUUUGGACAGCGACGUGACCUGCCGCUAUUUCCUCCACUCACAAAUCGACCUGAGCCGUAUCACGUCGUUCACGCUGGCCACCGAAAACCCCGAGUGGCGGAGCGAGUUUGUAGACGUGGUGGCCUGUCAGCGCCCUGCCCCGCUGACACAUUUAGCACUCUGGGUUAUGAGGAAUGAUGUGUCGCAAAUGUCAACCUGGCUGUCAUACGCGCACACUACAGGUCAUCUGCGCUCGCUGCACCUCUUCGCCAUUGACCUAGACGGUCUAAUGCUACGCUGCACCAGCCUGCCAUUGACCGUCCCGUCUCUCGAGUUGAUUAUUCUGGAGGCCAUGGCGCCGCCCAGUGCCGCCGCAUGGACGGAGGCGCUAGAAGGUCAUUCAUGGACUGCUGAUCUCAACAUCUCUACACUUAUUGAGGUCGGCAGCUCUCGCCUGCAGCGCUUCGAAUUCAGGCUCCACUUUCCCGCGCAAGAAUCCCAAUGUUUGUCGUUUGCAAAGUGCACCACUCUAAUCCGGCAUUCUCUCCGCGGACUGCAUCAGGCGGGCGUGCUCUAUAUCGUCCAGUCUCGAGGCAACGACAAAGGGCCGCAUGACGAUUGGGAAUAG
Mycena indigotica is the source of this 1317-nucleotide messenger RNA. RefSeq lists its product as uncharacterized. The transcript is spliced from 3 exons. NCBI's taxonomy places the organism in Eukaryota, Fungi, Basidiomycota, Agaricomycetes, Agaricales, Mycenaceae. Bases 1 to 1317 code for a protein of 438 amino acids. The record is from RefSeq and is a predicted model, not a curated record.